Messenger RNA from Schistocerca cancellata (South American locust), 1398 nucleotides. Its product is annotated as platelet glycoprotein V-like. The record is from RefSeq and is a predicted model, not a curated record. Gene Ontology annotation, molecular function: protein binding. The transcript is spliced from 3 exons. Gene Ontology annotation, cellular component: extracellular matrix. Bases 1 to 1398 code for a protein of 465 amino acids. Lineage: Eukaryota; Metazoa; Arthropoda; Insecta; Orthoptera; Acrididae.
AUGAUCGACUGUCCAUGUGAGGUCUCCACAUCGGUGGCAUCUUGCCAUAAUGCCUGUCAGGCACCUCCGUGCCUCCUCUCCAAGACCGUCCUCUUCCUGAUACUGGAACUCCCAAACAUCACUCAACUGACCGCUCCCUUGCUGGCCAAUGUGCCAAGCCUGCACAGCCUCCACAUUAAAUCCUCCUCCAUGACGACCGUCAGAUCACCCGCCUUCGCCAACAACCCACAACUGGAAGAACUCAAAAUGGAGGUACCGAACUUGACCAUCUUGGAGCCUGGCGUCUUCCAGUCGCUGCGCAAACUCAAGCACCUACGGUUGGACUGUGCGAUCCAGAGGUUGGAUGAGGAUCAGUUCGUCCUGUGCCCAGACUUGAGGCAAGUGAGCAUUCACGCCAGGCUCCAGGAGAUACUGCCUGGAACGUUCAGACACAAUAAGGCACUCAGCUUCCUGAGGCUUGGCCAUAACCACUUGACACAAUUGCCAGAUGGUCUGCUCGCCGGCAACCCUCAAGUGGAUUACGUGGACCUCACUCACAAUGGCAUACGGACCAUCUCUGCUGGAGCGUUCAGGAACGCUUCGAGCCUGCAACAGCUAUUUCUGUCUCGAAAUCAUCUGAAAACCCUAGAGGAGGGGACACUGGACGGUGCAGAGCUGCUCAUCGUUUUCCACGCUUCAGAGAACGAAAUCACAUACCUGCCCCCAUCAAUCUUCGCAAAAACUGUGUCGCUCAUAGAAAUCCAUUUAGAUUCGAACAGCCUGAUGUCUCUUCCAAAGGACAUAUUUGCAGCUACCACCAGUCUCAAGUCCCUGGAGCCAGAGCUGUUCCGGCACACCCGCCAGCUGACCACGCUGGAGCUCACUGGGAACGCCCUCAACACCCUUCCAUCAGACGUGUUCGCCGGGCUGCAGAGCCUGCGCUACCUCUACCUGUCGGACAACCAGCUGGCCUCACUGCCCGCCGAUGUCUUCAGGCCGACCACUGCCCUGCUGCAGCUGGUGAUGUCAGGGAACCUCCUCCAGGAACUGCCAGAGGUAGUGCUGGGCGGCUGCCCCCAGCUGGCAUUCUUCUUCGUGGACCACAACCGGCUCAAGAGUCUGCCCGGGCGACUCUUCGCCAACAACACCGAGCUCCGGACUGUCUCGCUCGAAAACAACAGUCUUAGGAGCCUCCCAGCUGAGCUGUUUUCUGGAACACCAUCGCUGAACCUUCUGCUGUUGGGACGAAACCCGUGGAACUGCAGCAGCUGUGACGUCACAAUGAUGUCUGCCUGGAUAGCAUCACGACACAUCGACAUCGGUGAUGUCGUCCCACGCUGCUCAGGGCCCGGGCCACAAGCUGGCAGGGACAUACACCAGGUGGUUCCUGGUCACUGCCUCAAGCAUCGUGUCCUAUAG